This is a messenger RNA of Oncorhynchus nerka (sockeye salmon), 7243 nucleotides long. Its product is annotated as signal peptide, CUB and EGF-like domain-containing protein 3. The record is from RefSeq and is a predicted model, not a curated record. Gene Ontology annotation, biological process: signal transduction. Gene Ontology annotation, molecular function: calcium ion binding. Gene Ontology annotation, cellular component: cell surface. Bases 259 to 3348 code for a protein of 1029 amino acids. Lineage: Eukaryota; Metazoa; Chordata; Actinopteri; Salmoniformes; Salmonidae. The transcript has 23 exons.
CUCUUAUAUUGAAAUUGGUCUGGGUCGAACAGGAUCACAGAACACCGCUUCUCUAUUGCUGCACAUUGUCGGGCAUUCCGCAAAACCCGAUCACUUGAAACACAAUAAGCAGACACAAAGGAAAGGACAUAGUACCACAAUAUAUUUUUAAAGGUAGAACACGUUUUUCUUAUAAAAAAAAUACCGUCCGUUUGUGCGUGUUAAGCGUUGUAAAGUAGGUGUUUAACUAUAACAGUCCAACUACAGUAUAAAAUAGCCAUGCAUUUGCACAUUAUAAUGCGCGCUAGCAUUGGAUUAGUCGGUUUCUGUCUGCUUGCCUUUGUCCAACAGCCAGCUCGCGCUUCAGGAGGCAAAUCCACUCAAGAUGUGGAUGAGUGUGCAGAGCAAAUUGACAACUGCAGCACCGAUGCCAUCUGCCAGAAUACACUCAAGUCAUACAAAUGCAUCUGCAAGUCGGGCUACAAGGGGGAUGGCAAGCACUGUGAAGAUUUAGACGAGUGUGCGAGUGAGUACAACGGUGGCUGUGUCCAUGACUGCAUCAACAUCCCGGGGAACUACAGGUGCACAUGCUAUGACGGCUUCCGGCUGGCACACGACGGACACAACUGCCUUGAUGUGGAUGAGUGUUCAGAGGGGAAUGGUGGAUGUCAGCAGAUCUGUGUCAACAUGAUGGGCAGUUACGAGUGUCGCUGCAGAGAAGGAUUCUUCCUGAGCGACAACCAGCACACCUGCAUCCAAAGGCCUAAAGCGCGACCAGAGGGCACCAAGGAGAGCCCCACCUGCAUGGAUAAGAACCAUGGCUGUGCUCACAUCUGCCGGGAGACACCAAAGGGAGGCGUCGCCUGCGAGUGCAGGCCUGGCUUCCAGCUCACCAGGAACAUGAGGGACUGCAAGUUGACCUGUAACUACGGCAAUGGGGGUUGCCAGCACAUCUGUGAGGAGACGGACCACGGCCCCAGAUGUGCGUGUCACAUGAAGUUUGCCCUGCAAACCGAUGAAAAGACAUGUGUAGGGGAGAGGAGUCUCCAGAACCAGGCAGCCCCACAGCUGUUCCCCAAUGAGACGUGUUUAGUGAACAACGGUGGCUGUGACAGCACAUGUCACGAUGCAGUGACCGGAGUCCGCUGCAGCUGUCCUGUAGGCUUCACUCUCCAGCCAGACCGCAAGACCUGCAAAGACAUUGAUGAGUGUCGCCUGAACAACGGGGGGUGUGAUCACGUAUGUCGGAACACAGUAGGCAGCUUCGAGUGCAGCUGCAAGAAGGGCUACAAGCUGCUGACCAAUGAGAGGACAUGCCAAGACAUUGACGAGUGUUCUUUUGACCGGGCGUGUGACCAUUCCUGCGUCAACUCCCCCGGCAGCUUCCAGUGCUUCUGUCAUAAAGGCUAUGUUCUCUACGGUCUGGCACAUUGUGGAGAUAUUGAUGAGUGCAGUAUAAACCGCGGUAGCUGUAAAUAUGGCUGUGUCAACACUCAGGGCAGCUAUGAGUGUACUUGUCCAACUGGAUACAAGCUGCACUGGAACAGGAAGGACUGCAUUGAGCUGGUGAAAUGUCUGCCUGGCCUAGCUCCCAAGACCACUCUGACCUGCAGUAAAACAGGCAAGAAAGAGAGCUGCUCCCUCACCUGCACCUCCAAGGCUCACUAUCUGGCAGAAUCUGACAGCAGCUAUACAGUGAGCUGUGGCAUCCCCAUCCUACGAGGCAAAUCCCCAGCCAGGCUGAACACAAGCAGCAGUCCGAGCUGCAUAGAAACAGGGGCCCCUCCAGUGAAGCAGACCGCCUCUUUCAAGAUCAAAGAUGCCAAGUGCCACCUGCACCCCAAGCUGACAGGCAGGGCUGAGGACAGGGGCCGAGCGCUGGGGCCAGGUGAGGGGCCACAUCUGGCCUACAUUCCAGACCUUGGAAGUGGACAGCCCUGCAAUAACUGCCUGGUUACGUUUGUCAACCUCAAAUGUGACUCCUCCAAGAAGGCCAAAGGGCGUCGUGUCCGUAACCCCACCAACAAAGAAGUGACACGCAUCACCCUGGAGCUCGAGGCGGAGGUCAAGCCAGGAGACACCACAGGAAGCUGUAACCUGAGUUGCCUGCGCCAACGCAUGGAGAAGCAAGUGAAGACAUACAUCAAGGCCCUGAAGAAGUCGAUCAACCAGGAGCGUUUCCUGAUCCGCGUGGCUGGGCUGGAGUACGAGGUGGCCCAGAAGCUGCCCCAGGUCGCUUCAGCAGGCCACGAGAACUGUGGUCCAGGACGGGAGAAGGACAGCGGACGCUGUGUCAGAUGUUUGCCAGGAUCGUACUACCAAGGGGAACAGGAGCGCUGCAUCCAGUGCCCACCUGGCACCUUCCAGGAGAGGGAGGGGCAGCUGGCCUGUGACCUGUGCCCUGGCAGUGAUGGGCAUGGACCUGCCGGGGCACGCAACAUCUCCUCCUGUGCAGGUCAGUGCCCUACUGGCUACUUCUCCAGUGAUGGGUUUCAGCCAUGCCAGCCAUGCCCGUUUGGCUCCUACCAGCCUGACCUGGGACGGACCCUAUGCUUUCCCUGCGGAGGGGGGCUAAGCACCAAACGGGAGGGGUCCAGCUCCUUCCAUGACUGUGAGGUCAAAGUUCAGUGCUCCCCUGGCCACUACUACAACACUACGGUGCACCGCUGUAUUCGCUGCCCUCUGGGCAGCUACCAGACAGAGUUCAGACAGAACUACUGCAUCACCUGUCCUGGUAACACCACUACAGACUUUGAUGGGGCCACCAGUGUCUCUCAGUGCAAGAACCGAGAAUGCAGAGGAGAGAUGGGAGAGUUCACAGGUUACAUUGAGUCGCCCAACUACCCCGGAAACUACCCAGCUAAUGUGGAAUGUAUCUGGAUCAUCAACCCACCCAACAAGCGCAAGAUCCUCAUGGUGGUGCCUGAGAUCUUCCUGCCCUCAGAGGACGAGUGUGGAGACGUACUGGUUAUGAGGAAGAACUGGUCGGCCACAUCCAUCACCACCUAUGAGACGUGUCAGACGUACGAGCGACCUAUAGCCUUCACCGCCCGCUCCCGCAGACUCUGGAUCAACUUCAAGUCCAACGAGGCUAACAGUGCCAGAGGCUUCCAGAUCCCCUAUGUCACCUAUGACGAGGAUUAUGAACAGCUUGUAGAGGACAUUGUCAGAGAUGGAAGACUCUAUGCCUCUGAAAACCAUCAAGAAAUCCUAAAGGAUAAAAAGCUGAUUAAAACUCUCUUCGACGUGCUGGCCCACCCAAACAACUACUUCAAGUACACCACUCGGGAGUUCAGCGAGAUGCUGCCGCGCUCCUUCUUGCGCCUCAUAAGCAGCAAAGUCUCCGCCUUCUUGCGACCAUAUAAGUAGUCUCCACAUCAAACCCCGCCCCUGAAGGACCAGAUCCCGCCCCCCUCUAACAGGCCAAACAACGAACUCUCACAGGACUUCUAACAAGUUGACAAAAAUAACUAUUUUUUUCUUCUAUUUUUUCAUACUGUAGGCUUUGACGACACACUUCACUAUGCAGUCUCAUACUCAAUCUGUUUUGCAGUAUUUAGUUGUAUGCCAUUUUAAUUUCUCCAAAACCAUGCAGUAUCUGAAGCCAACCAACUUGAGUCAAAGUACAGUACAGGCUUUCUUGCCCAUCUCUUCUUUCUGAAUAUUUAUCACGACUCCAAUAUGUUUGUGUCAUUGUAUUUUUUGGUUUGUUGCUGUUGUCAUUCUUGUUUCUAUUAUCAUAUAGCAUAGAUGGCCUUGUCUGUCAUUUUCACAGCAAUCCAUAAUUAGAAGGAUAUGUGUGCAUUUCAGAUGACGCAUGUUGUCUGUUUGUUGACAAAAUGGACAGCGGUAGAGGCAUUUAUGUCAAACAGGAAGAAGGAUAUAAGGGCAAUAUGUUUGUCACAUUUGUUUUGAGCUGGAACAGGGUUAUCGUAAACGUGCUUUAAUAAAUAGUCUUUCACUUGAAUUCCAGCUUUAACCAUGACAGGAUGAGUCUGUUUUGAUAAAUGAAUAACCUUUUGUAUAUCUAUAUCCUCCAUAAGCAGUCCUCAAGGAGAAGGACCUGUCAGUUUCCUGUCAUAGUUACAUUCCACAACAUUCAAAGCCUUACUAUAUCUGAGCUCUUAGAGCAACUUCUUGUUAAGGUAUUACUGUUAAAAAAGUUAUUCUAUGUUUUUUUCUUCUGUCCAGAUUGUAUAACUGUCUGUUGCCUACCUACAGAUAUUUUCUGUUAGUCUAUAUCCAAGUUAACUUAUACAAAGUGUAUAAAUUGUAGUUUAUAAAAAAAAAUCCAGAAGGUGAUGGACAUUUUGGAAAAGAAAUAGAAAACUAGAUUUGUGAGAAUCACAGAUGAAAGUCAGAAUAAUGUCUCUAUGGUCCAUGACUGGUGAGGGAGAGACAGAUAAAUGUCUCUGUGGUCCAUGACUGGUGAGGAGAGAGACAGAAUAAUGUCUCUAUGGUCCAUGACUGGUGAGGAGAGAGACAGAAUAAUGUCUCUAUGGUCCAUGACUGGUGAGGAGAGACAGAAUAAUGUCUCUAUGGGCCAAGACUGGUGAGGAGAGAGACAGAAUAAUGUCUCUAUGGUCCAUGACUGGUGAGGAGAGAGACAGAAUAAUGUCUCUAUGGUCCAUGACUGGUGAGGAGAGAGACAGAAUAAUGUCUCUAUGGUCCAUGACUGGUGAGGAGAGAGACAGAAUAAUGUCUCUAUGGUCCAUGACUGGUGAGGAGAGAGACAGAAUAAUGUCUCUAUGGUCCAUGACUGGUGAGGAGAGACAGAAUAAUGUCUCUAUGGUCCAAGACUGGUGAGGAGAGAGACAGAAUAAUGUCUCUAUGGUCCAUGACUGGUGAGGAGAGAGACAGAAUAAUGUCUCUAUGGUCCAAGACUGGUGAGGAGAGAGACAGAAUAAUGUCUCUAUGGUCCAUGACUGGUGAGGAGAGAGACAGUAUAAUGUCUCUAUGGUCCAAGACUGGUGAGGAGAGAGACAGAAUAAUGUCUCUAUGGUCCAUGACUGGUGAGGAGAGAGACAGAAUAAUGUCUCUAUGGUCCAAGACUGGUGAGGAGAGAGACAUAAUAAUGUCUCUAUGGUCCAAGACUGGUGAGGAGAGAGACAGAAUAAUGUCUCUAUGGUCCAAGACUGGUGAGGAGAGAGACAGAUAAAUGUCUCUAUGGUCCAUGACUGGUGAGGGAGAGACAGAUAAAUGUCUCUAUGGUCCAAGACUGGUGAGGGAGAGACAGAUAAAUGUCUCUAUGGUCCAUGACUGGUGAGGGAGAGACAGAUAAAUGUCUCUAUGGUCCAUGACUGGUGAGUGAGAGACAGAUAAAUGUCUCUAUGGUUCAUGACUGGUGAGGGAGAGACAGAUAAAUGUCUCUAUGGUUCAUGACUGGUGAGGGAGAGACAGAUAAAUGUCUCUAUGGUCCAUGACUGGUGAGUGAGAGACAGAUAAAUGUCUCUAUGGUUCAUGACUGGUGAGUGAGAGACAGAUAAAUGUCUCUAUGGUUCAUGACUGGUGAGGGAGAGACAGAUAAAUGUCUCUGUGGUCCAUGACUAGUGAGUGAAACAGAGAUACAUCUUAAUUAAAGGGCAAGGUUCUGUGAUACAGAAAACGUCUUUAUUGGACACAACUGUGAGAGAGAGAGACAGAGAAAUGUCUAUGAGGGACAUACGUUUGCUGCUUCUCUUAAAAAGGUCACUUUCAUUCUUAAAUUUCAAGUCGUCUUUCUGUGCUCGCAUCACACUAAUAGUCCAUUGCAUUAAUAUAAAAGAAUGAUGCAUCAUAAGUAUAAAUACAAUUCUACCGCCAGUCCUCAUGUAAGUUGAAAGUCAUAUCACAUUUGCCUCUUUAUCCAUGGAUUACCAACUGAUUGUAAUGUUAUUCUUUCAAUCUUGUAAAUAAUGGGGAAAAAAUUGACACGGUUUGAAUCCUUUUUAAUCUAAAUAAACUUGAGCAGGAUCCCCAAACUAUUUUCUUUCCAUGUCCUCUUCACCCUUUCCCUAAUCCAAAGAACCCCCCCCCACCUGCCCCCUUUUCCCCAAACACCCACGUCAGAUUCUGUCCCAAUAAGACCAGCUCUUCCAAAGACUGUCCGCAUGGCAAAAGCCUAGUUAUUAUCUCGUGCACUAGAUCUAGAGCCUGUCAUCCUACCUUUGUUGUAUAAGUGCAAUGAAUGAAGUCUCCAUUGUGCUACUCCUCUCUUUGUGUCCAAAGAAAUACUAAAAAACAAUGUUAAUAUUUGUCAAAACAUAACAAAGGAUUGUCUUUUCUUGGACUCAUUUAAAGAAUUGAGGGUAUAGGGUUUUGAAUGAAGUUACUUUAUAUUCUGCAUCCCACUACAAUAAUGUUGAAAAACGAAUAUAGUUGAUCAAUGCAAUACUAUUACAAUGGAAUUAUUGCAAUGUAAAAACAAAUUACAAUGAUAACAAGUAAUCCUAAUAGACUCAAACCUUUGUUGAAGAAGAAUCAACAUGUUAGCUACGGCUCUUAAAUAUAAUGGAUUUCCCUUGGAAACUCUGUUUUUAUUUGAUUUUUGAUUUUUUUUUUGUAAAUAAAAGAGAAAAUAAACCGUGUAAAUGGUAAAAGCUAUUGUACAAUACCUUUAGAUAGUUGUAAGCACAGGUGCUUCUGGAUAAGAGAAAAGGAUUUUGACCACAUUGCUAAAUUGCAAGACAAGCGUGGCCUAGCCAUGCAGACCUCAUAGUCAGAAGGAACUGUUUAAUACACAUCACAGAACAUCUGCCAUAUCUGUGUUCUUUUGAAUCUUUGUUUUAAAGUUGCCACUAGUAUUUAUACCACCCUGGUUUUUUUUUUUAAAUCCAACAUUUCGAUGUCAAUAGCAACAGUCCAUAGCGCUCACUGUUUCCACCUGUCUCAACUCAUCCUUUCCCUCUCUUCAUCCCUCUGUACCUGCAGCCUGAACACACCAGAUGGUUGAGUUUUUUUUUUACAUGAGUUUGCUAUGAUGUAUCAUAGAGUUGAUAAUGGUAUUUGCACUUGAAAAUUGUUAUUGCUCAUGUAAAAAUGUCUGGAUUUUGUAUUGUCUUUUUAAAUGAAUGGAAUUGCUGUUCUUACAUUUCUUGUAGCUCUCGUUUGUUCUCUAAAUGCUCGCCUACUGUGUUCAACCCAUGAGGAUGAAGAUGCACAUGUGCAUGUACCUUUAUCAACUGUACAAAAACAAUUAUUAAAAAGUAUGUACAGAGAUGAAAUGAAACAAGAUUAUGAGCUUGUUUCUGUCAAAAACACUUCAAAAUAAACAUACUGUAAUUGA